AUGAUUAAUGAUGAAACAGAACAAUGUUCAAGGUUGGUUUUAAUAAAUGGUAAUCCAAAAUAUUAUCAUACAAUAAUUUUAUUAAAAGAAAUUAAAGAAUUUAAAAAUAAUGAAUUAGAAAUAAUUGAAAUUGAAAAUGUUAAUGCUUCAUCAUCUCCACCAAAAAGAGCAGAUUAUAUUCACAUAUGUGUUGAAUAUCAAGAAAAUUCAUGGGAUCCAUUAGAUAAAUUUGUUAGCUUCUUAAAAAAAAAUAAAACAAUAGUUGAUGAUGCAAAAGAAAUUGGAGUUUAUAUUCAUUUUCAACCUGGUAAAAGUUGGAAAGAAUAUAGUCCCAAGGAUUUAAGAGAAUAUAAAUCAUUUUUAAAAUAUAUUAAAGAUUCUUGUGGUGAUAAAGUUACUCAAUUUGCUAUAAUUGAUAAAUAUGAUAUGGAAACUGUUUAUAUGAUGGAAGAUGAAGAUAAAGAAGAUGAAUUAAAAGAAGAAAUUCAAUCAGAUAUUAUAUAUUGGAAUAAUUUAAGAACUUUAGAUUAUUGUGAAAGUAGUAUUCGUAAAUUUCCAGAUAUUAAAUUACCUGAUACUUUAGAAUUUUUAAAUAUUGGUGGUGGAUAUGCAUUAGAUUCAUUAAGAGGAUUUAAAAUGCCACCAAAAUUAAAAGUUUUAAGAGCAGGUCAUGGAGCAAUAGCAUUUUUAGAAAAUGUAAUUUUUCCAGAUACUUUAGAAGAAUUAGAUCUUACUGAAAAUAAAUUAUAUUUUUUAGAUGGUAUAAAAUUCCCACCAAAUUUAAAACAUUUAGAUGUUUCUCAAAAUAGAAUAGAAGAUUUAAAAUUUGCAAAUUUUCCAAACCUGUUAGAAACUUUAAGUUUGGGUUUUAAUCCAAUUGAAACUAUGAAAGGUGCUAAAUUCCCACCAAAUUUAAAACAAUUAGAAAUUUCAAAUACUCCAAAUGAGUCAAUGGCAGGUGUUAAAUUUCCAGAAAGUUUAGAAAUUUUAAAUUUACAAACUGCAAUGUCAGGAUCAAAAGGUUUAAAAUUACCAACAAAAGUUAAAACUUUAAUAUUAUCAGAAAAUGAAAUUACAAGUAUUGGUCCUUUAAAAAUUCCACCAACAGUUGAAAUAUUAUAUUUAAAUGGUAAUAAAAUUAAAACUUUAAAUAAAAUUACUUUCCCACCAAAUUUAAAAGAACUUCGUAUUGGUGAUAAUCUUUUAACAACUUUAAAAAAUGUAAAUUUCCCACCCACAUUAGAAAUUCUUGAUAUUGAUAAUAAUCCAGAUUCAUAUGCAGUAAAUGAAAAACAAAUUAUAACAUUAAAAGAUGUUAUAUUACCACCAAAUUUAAAAGUUUUUAAAUUAGGUUAUCAUGGGUUACGAGUAUUAGAAAAUUAUGAAUUUCCUUCGACUUUAAAAACUUUAAGUUUAGCUUAUAAUGAAUUAAAAUAUAUUAGAAAUAUAAAAUUUCCAAAUUUAACAUUAUUAGAUCUUAGUGGUAAUGAAGAAUUAAUUACAUUAGAUGGUAUUGAUAUUCCGGAAAGUGUUACUGAAUUUAGAGUUUCACCUGAUUUAUUACCAAAUUUACCUGCAAAAGUUACAGAAAGAGCAAAUAAUAAUAAUUUAACUAUUAAACAAUCUGCUCCAAAACCCGAGUUAUUGUUUAUGUGA
This is a messenger RNA of Lodderomyces pseudojiufengensis, 1656 nucleotides long. RefSeq lists its product as uncharacterized. Gene Ontology annotation, molecular function: protein binding. The record is from RefSeq and is a predicted model, not a curated record. The transcript has a single exon. NCBI's taxonomy places the organism in Eukaryota, Fungi, Ascomycota, Pichiomycetes, Serinales, Debaryomycetaceae. The coding region runs from base 1 to 1656 and encodes 551 amino acids.